UCCACAAGUAUGUUUAAAUGUACGUGCAUUAUAAAGUUCAAAACAUUCUACAUUUACAUUAAUACAUCUUAAAACAAAUAAAUUGAUACACAUUUUGACAGUGAGUGAAAAGAGUCCCAAACUAGAAACGGGGAAAAUCCGAAAGCAGUGAAACUGAAUCUGAAGACCGUAAAACUGAUAUACCGCCCUCUAGAAUAUCACCACUCCCAAGUCACUGACGGGUACCCUGCUGCUGAAAACUAAAAUCCGCAACAAGCUUGAGAACCAGCGACGCUAUCAAAAUAAUAUUGUUUGAUUUAUCAAUCACUGGAAUGGCAUGUCGUACAAAUUUGUGGUAAAUAAGUGAACUUUGAUUCUCCAAAACUCACCUCAACCAACGAGUGACAACUGUACUUUCCUCCCAGAGAGGCAUGUGUGUAUUCCUCAGAUAGAAUUGGUCGUUUUUCCCCACCGAGUUUAAACCCUGAAGUAGCGAAUUCUAGGCCCAAACCGGCAUGGAUAUGGACGAUUCGACAGUCACCACCACCACACGGGUGGUGCGCCCGUUCAAAAUCAUUGCGGUCAUUCUGAUUGUGCUUUGCGGGGUGGUCAUGAUUGCGGUUUUGGCCAACAAUACAUGGAUCAGGGCAGCUGGUUUCUACCAAGGAUUGUGGAAUGAAUGCUACAACGGAACCCGGAUUGUUCCAACGCUUCCCUCUGGAUUGCCAUCGGCACAGCCACCAACAGAUAUUGUGUGCCACGCUGCACCAGCAACUGGCUGGUUGAUAGCAUGUAAGGCCCUGUCCAUCGUGGCAUUGCUUCUGACUAUCUUCUCCCUGGUCUUUGCGCUCGUUGCCCUCAUCAAAGGCAAACGCUUUGCCAACAUGUACAAGAUUGCCGGCGUCCUCCUCUUUGUCUCAGCCGUCUUCAUGCUGGUGACUCUUGCCCUCUUCCCGGCCAUGUCCAUCCAAGAAGACGUGUUCCUUCUCCGCAGCAACUGGGAGCUGGCCUGGGGGUACGGCCUGGGCUGGGGGGCCUUCCUCCUGCAAGUAGUGGCCGGUAUCUUGCUCCUCUUUGCUCCCGACAAACAGGAGAUCUACUACAGCGAGAAGACGUACUACCAGUGAGCCAUGGUGACCUGGGUUAGAUUUUGAAGUUUCUGACAGUUGCUGUGGUAACGGUAGAUCAUGCGAUGCCAGUUUUAUUGUUUUCAAAAGGAGAAUUCAUGUAAGAUAGGCUUAAUUAAGCAGCAGUAGUUCUGCAUUUUUUUAUUUGUUUGAAUAUGUUAUACAUCUCGCCUGUUGUGAAAGGUAGCUUCAACUUUCAUUUUCAAGAUCAUUUUGCUCAUUGAAACGCUCUUAGAAAGAAUCGUCAACUUAAAACCCACGUUGUUAACUUUCCAGUCAAACAUACUUGCGUAAGGCCAAAAAAAAAAGUCUCCGGUUUCUGGUAUGCGCUCGCGUCGCCGUAGCCAUGCGCAUCGGCA
Patiria miniata (bat star) is the source of this 1465-nucleotide messenger RNA. RefSeq names its product transmembrane protein 47-like. The transcript is spliced from 4 exons. The record is from RefSeq and is a predicted model, not a curated record. Gene Ontology annotation, biological process: cell-cell adhesion. Gene Ontology annotation, cellular component: cell-cell junction; membrane. The coding region runs from base 495 to 1106 and encodes 203 amino acids. NCBI's taxonomy places the organism in Eukaryota, Metazoa, Echinodermata, Asteroidea, Valvatida, Asterinidae.